Molecule: messenger RNA, 789 nt
Organism: Raphanus sativus (radish)
Lineage: Eukaryota; Viridiplantae; Streptophyta; Magnoliopsida; Brassicales; Brassicaceae
Product: photosystem II reaction center PSB28 protein, chloroplastic
Exons: 2
Coding region: 112-651 (179 amino acids)
Biological process (GO): photosynthesis
Cellular component (GO): photosystem II oxygen evolving complex; chloroplast thylakoid membrane; photosystem II
Source: RefSeq, a predicted model, not a curated record
ACGUCAAGAUUCUCCCGACACCACACCAAGAAGAGAAGACCCCUCUGCUUCAUCUCCUUCCUCUACUCUUCUGUCUCUAGUUUCCUCGCGCACAUCGAUAAGCACGAAACAAUGGCUUGUGUUCGUUCGAUAGGGUCUUUAAAUUCUGUCACUCAUUCUCCUCGACAUGUUUCACGCACCUCAGGCAUUGUCAUGUCUUCAUGCUCGCCCUCCUCCUUCACUGGCUCUCCCAUUUCCCUCUCUCGACUCCAUCCACCAUAUCCAACAACUCUGAGACCAAGAACUCUCGUCCCAAUCACGAUGAUGGUCAAGCCGGCGCUCCAGUUCAUCCAAGGUACCGAUGAGCUGACGAUUCCUGACGUUAAGCUGACUCGGUCAAGGGACGGAUCUAACGGAAUGGCACUAUUCUCUUUCGACCAACCAUCGGUUUUCGACUCGAGCGGUGAGGUCGGUGAGAUAACGGGUUUGUACAUGAUUGAUGAGGAAGGUGUGAUUCAGUCGACGGAUGUGAACGCUAGAUUCGUGAACGGGAAACCGGAAGGCAUUGUGGCGAAGCAUGUGAUGAGGACGCCGAAAGAAUGGGACAGGUUCAUGAGGUUUAUGGAGAGGUAUUCUGACCAGAACGGUUUACAGUUCGUUAAGAAGCAAUGAGGUUGGGGACUAUUCUAUGAGCAAAAUGUGUAUGUUACAUUUCAAAAAAAAAAAAACUAUUGGUUUAUAAUUUCUCUCAUAGUUUUGAUCAUUAUUUGAGUUUUCAAUUCUUCAAUGGUACUUUUAUUAGAAUGGUUA